Molecule: messenger RNA, 657 nt
Organism: Colletotrichum spaethianum
Lineage: Eukaryota; Fungi; Ascomycota; Sordariomycetes; Glomerellales; Glomerellaceae
Exons: 4
Coding region: 1-657 (218 amino acids)
Biological process (GO): mycotoxin biosynthetic process
Source: RefSeq, a predicted model, not a curated record
AUGCCGCCUCCUAAGAAUACGCAUUACUCGACUGUCGCGCACAAUGACCAGUACGAUGACUCGACGACAGAAGUCGACGAGUCCCUCAUGGGCGACGAGAAGCAGUGGCACUCGAUCGACCUGAGCGGGAAGCAGAACAACAAUUGCGAUACCUGGAAACGCGUCAAGGGGACGCUGCGGAGGUACCGAUGGCUCAUCGACACGCUGCUGCUCCUCACCAAUAUUGGGCUGUCGCUGGGCCUGUCGUUGCUCAUGUACUACCAAUUCGAAGACGCAAAGUUUCCCGCCAGCGUACGGCAGAUUGGCGGUGAUUUCAGUGGCGCCGGGCCGCAGUCCGGCGCGGGAUGGAAGUCUGAAGCCGACGGGCCGUUCUUCACCACCACCAUGACGCACCAGCUUCACUGCAUAUACAUGAUGGGAAUGAUCUACUCGGGCCUUACCACCAACAAGGUCGAUAAGCUCACCGCCGACUACAACACCCACUUCUUCCACUGCAUAGACUAUCUAAGACAAGCCGUCAUGUGCUCGGCGGACUUGGCGCUCGAGCCGCAUCUCUCCACAGACGCCGACGACAACGGCCCCGGCGACGGCAGCUGGAACGGCAUGCACGGCCAAAUCACCGAAGGAGUUCGCACCGUUUUGCCGAUUGACGAUUAA